This is a messenger RNA of Drosophila ananassae, 2996 nucleotides long. RefSeq names its product neuropeptide CCHamide-2 receptor (gene CCHa2-R). The record is from RefSeq and is a predicted model, not a curated record. Gene Ontology annotation, molecular function: G protein-coupled peptide receptor activity. The coding region runs from base 628 to 2139 and encodes 503 amino acids. NCBI's taxonomy places the organism in Eukaryota, Metazoa, Arthropoda, Insecta, Diptera, Drosophilidae. Gene Ontology annotation, biological process: G protein-coupled receptor signaling pathway. The transcript is spliced from 7 exons. Gene Ontology annotation, cellular component: membrane.
CCACUUUAACUUUGUCAUCCCCCUCGUAGCGAAAAAAAUCAAAAAGUUUUCCGGCUAGUCAUAAAAAGCGGCGAAAAAAGUUUACUUUUUGAAGUGUUCGUUUGGAGUUCGCUGACAGCUUUUUUACCGAAAUAAAUAAUUGACUCGCGGAGAUGAAAAGAAGCUGCAUACUACAGUAUUCGCUCCAAAAAGAAGACAUAAAAAACGAAUGAAGCCAAACCACUACCUUGGUAUUAACAUUAACGUCCAACAAUGACAAGUUGCUUGAAUUUCCCCAAAAAAUAAUAUAAAGUCGAUUUCGAGUGAGCCAUUGCAGUGAAGGAUACUAAAGAAAUUGCCGAACGAUUGGUGUAAAAGGUCACCUGUCUGGGGGUCAUGCUCCGGCGACAGCUGGCGAAAGUCAAACGGCAACCGCCGAAGCAAGCUCUGUGGUUUGGACCCAACACGAUGUGCAGAAUAAAACACCAAGCUGUGGCAACCUCUCCGGCCCCCCCUUGCCGGACCUGCAAGUAGGCGAGCAAAAGCACAAAUCAGCAGCAGCAACCAGCUGACCCCAGAACCGGAAGUGACCACAGCGAGGCCAUAAAAAGCUACGCACCGCGCGGAAGAGAGACAUCCAAACGAAACAUGAGCGCAGCCCUCAUGGAUAUGAGCCAGACGCUGGCCCUCAGCCUGGUGUAUGCCCCCCUUGACGCCACUGGCGGAGCUUCCCCCAACAUCGCCAUUGGGAACGGGAACGACAGCAAUGGCGGUGGCGAUGGCGGCGCCAAUGACAGCGGUCUCGUCCUAGCAACAGGACAACAGGGGGUCGCCACUGUGGUGGGAGGGGUCCUGGGUCUGGGACAGCACAACGGUAGCGCCGACGGCGGAAUCGGCCCAUAUGUGCCAGUCCUGGAGCGCCCGGAGACAUACAUCGUCACCGUGCUCUACACGCUCAUCUUCAUCGUGGGCGUGCUGGGCAACGGAACGCUGGUCAUUAUCUUCUUCCGCCACCGGUCGAUGCGAAACAUCCCCAACACCUACAUACUGUCCCUGGCUCUGGCUGAUCUGCUGGUGAUUUUGGUUUGCGUGCCCGUAGCAACUAUUGUGUACACGCAAGAGAGCUGGCCCUUUGAGCGGAACAUGUGCCGCAUCAGCGAGUUCUUUAAGGACAUCUCCAUCGGGGUGUCGGUCUUCACCCUCACCGCCCUUUCCGGCGAAAGGUACUGCGCCAUCGUGAAUCCGCUGCGCAAGCUUCAGACAAAGCCGCUCACCGUCUUCACCGCCGCGAUGAUUUGGGUCCUGGCUAUCCUUCUGGGCAUGCCCUCGUUCCUGUUCUCUAACAUCAAGUCUUACACCGUGCUCACGCCUAACGGAAACAUGAGCAUAGAGGUGUGCGAUCCUUAUCGCGACCCGGAAUAUGCGAAAUACAUGGUAGCGGCAAAGGCCUCGAUCUAUUACCUGGUUCCACUCUCCAUCAUCGGAGCGCUCUACAUAAUGAUGGCCAAGCGGCUUCACAUCAGCGCCCGGGACAUGCCGGGCGAACAGCAAAGCAUGCAGAGCCGUUCACAGGCCCGGGCCCGCCGUUACGUGGCCCGUAUGGUGGUGGCCUUUGUAGUGGUGUUCUUCAUUUGUUUGUUCCCGUAUUACGUGUUCGAGCUGUGGUACCACUUCUACCCCACGGCCGAAGAGGAUUUCGAUGAGUUUUGGAACGUGCUGCGCAUCGUGGGAUUCUGUACGAGCUUUCUCAAUUCGUGUGUUAACCCCGUGGCUCUCUACUGCGUAUCUGGAGUGUUCCGGCAACACUUCAAUCGCUACCUUUGCUGCUUCUGCGUCAAGCGUCAGCCCCACCUGCGGCAGCACUCCACGGCUACCGGAAUUAUGGACAACACUAGCGUAAUGUCUAUGCGCCGCUCCACCUACGUGGGCGGGGCAGGCGGCAAUCUGCGUUCCUCGAUGCAUCGGAACAGCAAUCACGGAGGCGGAGGGGGCGCAGGGCUUCCGGCUGGACGGGGGGCCAGCUUCCAUGGCGGGGAUUCGAUGCCCCUGCAGCAUAGUAACGGUCAUGGGGCGACAGGAGGCAACUCGGGAGGAGCUGGGGCAAGUGCCACCGGAGGUCCUUCCUUGGGACGUACGGCGGCCGUGGGCGAGAAGAGGUGAGGCACGCUGAUUGUGGAGCUGUUGGAGGAGGAGGACGUUGGGAUGUCCUUUCAGGCCGAUGAGCAGCUCUGAGCGAAAACAAUGGCCCAUUGAUCUCACUUUGUGUUGGCACCACCUGCACCAUUCGACCCCGCCCUGCGCACCCAGAGCACAACCCUCGGCAAUUCCCGGCUAAUUUGAAAUCACUUCCCUCACCUGACCCUCUCCGUUCCCAUCCACCCCUAUAACCAACCGAUUUCCUGGAUUAGGCGGAUGGGUUGUGCAUCCCAUGUGCGGGAGCCGCCGGAAGAACCAUCCGUAUCAAUAGCAUUUUACUAACUCUAAGCGUAUACAUUUGUAUAAAGUUUGCAACCAAAAACCUAUUGCGCAUUAGUAUAUAUUUUAUGCAGUGUUAUCGUACUAUUUGCCCUACUUUAGUCGUACUAUAUGUGAUGUGUUAAUUAGGUAAGUCACCAAGCACAUUAAAUGUAACUCGCAACUACCUGGCCUGGUGCAAUAAAAUAGAAUUUAACGGGCCAAACCCGCACUACACAGCUCCAGUCCCUACUAAUUAUCGAGUAUAGACUCUCCGUAAAUAUCAAUAGGAUUAACUUGUAGCAUACAAUUCUGUAAAUAAAUGGAUUCCAUAAGUGUUAAUGGUCUGGGUGUUGUAAUCAAUGCAGUGCACUUGCAGAGUCGCGUCUGGUAAGCGCAAUUUCACAGGCUGGAAACUAGUUCUUAAAUAUACGUGUGUACAUCCGAUAUUGAUUGAAAUACAAGUUACAUUAUCUAUUCCCCGAUUUCAGCAUAAAUCGCUUCGAAAGCAACCGCAUGCGGUACUAAGGGCGCCAGAGUGCGAGAUAUCUAGGCCCACGAGA